GAGUUUCAGAACAACCAUCCUCUACACUUCUCGUGACAUACCAUCUCGACCUAGCAAAAAUGGCUCCUCCAGGCAAUAUCAAAGCCCCCAAAAUCCGCCCCUCAGACAUCGGCAAAAAAGUCCAAAGUCAAUACGCAACAGUCAACGGCAGGAAAUGGCACUACCUCGACACCCCACCCCAAGGUCCCCAAAAAGGCACAAUCUUCCUCAUCCACGGCUUCCCGGACAUCUCUUUCGCCUGGCGCUAUCAAAUCCCUCUCUUCUCCUCCCUCGGUUUCCGCAGCAUUGCUCUCGACUGCAUGGGGUACGGAAACACAGGCACGACCUCAGAUCUCAGCGCCUUUAGUUUUAAAACCCAUGCCGAAGCGGUCGCGGGGAUUGCCAAAAGUCUAAAAAUCAGGACUGCGGUUAUUGGAGGACAUGAUUGGGGAGGAAUGGCUGUGUAUAGAAUUGCUCAAUGGCAGCCGGAGCUUAUUAGUCAUGUUUUUAGUGUGGCGACGGCUUAUGCGCCGGUGCAUGAGAGGUAUGUGAGUACGAGGGAGUUGGUGGAGAGUGGGAGUGUGCCGCAGUUUGGGUAUCAGUUGCAGUUUGGGAGUGAGGAUUGCGUGGUUGAGAAGGCUGUGAGGGAGGGGGAUGAGAGGAGGAUGAGGAAGUUUUUGUUGGGGAUGUAUGGGGGGAAAGUUGGGAGUGGGAAGAGGUUCAUGAGUGGUGAGAAAGGGAUUGAUUUGAGCAUUUUGGAGGAUGAGGGUGAGGAGGUUGGUAUGAGUCCUUUGUUGAAUGAAGAGGAGUUGGAGUAUUAUGUGAAGGAGUUUUUGAAGAAUGGUAUUAAUGGUCCUUGUAAUUGGUAUAGGACGAGGAAGAUUAAUUUUGAGGAUGAGUUGGGUUUGGAACCGGAGAGGAAGAAGGCUGUGAAACAGCCGACGUUGUAUAUUCUUGCGACGAAGGAUGCUAUCUUGACGAGGGAGAUGAGUAGGGGAAUGGAGAAGGCGAUUCCGAAUUUGACAAGGGCUGAGGUGGACGCGGGUCACUGGGCUUUGUGGCAUACGCCGGAUGAGACGAAUGCGAUUUUGAAGGAUUGGUUGCUGGGUGUUGUGCUUGGAGGGAAGAGCAAGUUGUAAAGCUGAAUUUGAGUAGGCUAUACGACCUCGAUCCGUGCUGCUUCAGCCCAGGAUCCAUUCUCUGCCACGCUUUCUUGUCGAAUUCUGUAGAGCUCAUCAAUGAAAGCAGGUACGAAUGUUCCUGGUCCCUUCACAUCUUCUCGCUUUGCUGCUCGCUCAGCAGCAAUUUCAUACAUCAAUGAUGCGCUCACAGCAGCUAGGAGCUUAUCUUCGCGCUCGACGGCCAUGACGCUUGCAAUCGUGGUGCCGAGCGAGCAUCCACUGCCAGUGAUCUCGCCAAGAUACUCGUGUCCGUUGCUGAGUGUGAAUGUACGCUCUCCAUCAGAAAUGACAUCUGUACUGCCUGUCAUAAGGACGAUGCUGUGCUCGCGUGCAGCAGUGGCCUUGACGAGGGUGACUCUUUCUUCCAAUGAAAGUUGUGAUGCUCCUGAAUCGACGCCAUGUUGCUGGAGCCCUGUAGCUCCUGCCACCGUGCGGAUUUCUCCCUCAUUACCUUUGAUAAUAUCGAAAUAGCCCCCUUCCAUCAGCGCCUUCACUCCAUCUCUUCGUUGCUGAGUGGCGCCAGCUCCUACCGGAUCCAACAGAGUUGGGCCGCCGACAGUAUUGUACGCUGCUAGUGCCUUCAAGUGGUUGCUUCGAAUCUCAGGUGUCGUUGUACCCAUGUUGAUGACGAGACUGCCUCCAAGACCAGCGAGAUCUGGUGCUUCCAGACCAUUGUUCGACAUUAUUGGAGAUGAUCCAAUGGCGAGAGCG
Messenger RNA from Pseudocercospora fijiensis CIRAD86, 1871 nucleotides. RefSeq lists its product as uncharacterized. The transcript is spliced from 2 exons. The record is from RefSeq and is a predicted model, not a curated record. Gene Ontology annotation, molecular function: hydrolase activity. Bases 60 to 1118 code for a protein of 352 amino acids. Lineage: Eukaryota; Fungi; Ascomycota; Dothideomycetes; Mycosphaerellales; Mycosphaerellaceae.